GUGAUGAGCAUCAGCAAGCUACAAGACUGUCACAAUGAGUUUUGUCGAAUAUGGAGAUACGAUAAAGGAUGGUGACACAGCUAUUGUGUUCUUGGGCCAUGACUCCAUGUUUCCUGUGAAAGUCCAACACGGCAAUGUAACUCAGACUAAGUAUGGGGUCAUCAGGCAUUCCACAGACCUCAUAGGCAAGAAGUAUGGCUCCAAAGUGACCUGCAGUAAAGGAGGAUGGGUGUUUAUUCUUCAUCCAACUCCAGAACUGUGGACCAUGAAUCUUCCACACAGGACACAGAUUCUGUAUUCCACUGACAUCUCUAUAAUCACCAUGAUGUUAGAACUGAAGCCAGGCUCCAUAGUAUGUGAAUCAGGUACGGGCAGCGGAUCCCUCUCACAUGCUCUCAUCAGGACAGUGGCCCCCACGGGGCACCUGUACACAGUGGAGUUCCACCAACAGAGGGCCGAGAAGGCCAGAGAGGAGUUUCGAGAGCAUGGGGUGGAACAUCUUGUCACCGUCACCAACCAAGAUGUCUGCAAAAAUGGGUUUGGUGUCUCAAACAUUGCAGAUGCAGUGUUCCUAGAUAUUCCGUCUCCGUGGGAAGCCAUAGGACAUGCAACGUCAGCGUUAAAAGCUGAAGGUGGCCGCAUCUGCUCUUUCUCCCCCUGCAUCGAACAAGUCCAAAGAACCUGCCUAGUGAUGGAAGAACAUGGUUUUACAGAGCUUAACACCUUGGAAAUUCUGCUCCGAGUGUACAAUGUGAGGACAAUUAGCUUGCAAAUCCCUGACCUUGGAAAAACAGCUGAGGAUAAUUCUAGCACUGGCUUUGACAGCAGCAACCCAUCAAACCAAGGUAGCCCAUGUGCUAAUCUGCAGCAAGGAGCUGUGCAGUUCAAAAGUGGUGUGCCACUCAGGGAGAUGGUUGGUCACACUGGGUACCUGACCUUUGCCACCAAGAGCCUGUUCUAGUACAUGCUGAGUCUGUGCAGUUUGGAGUGGUUUGUGUGUUUGUGUGUGUAUUCUGUUUUCAUGGUUCUUUUUUGUCGAGCGUCCAAAUUUUUACUUGUCAGGGAAUUCCAUAUAUAGUCAGAUUUGGUUGGAAUAUGCUUUGUUUAAAUAGCACACAAGCAUUAAGCAGAGCAGCAUCAAGGGAAUGUUGGAACUCUGGAAUGGUGCUCCACUUGCCGUCAGAAAGAAGAUUAAUUAAUAGUGAACGGCCUUUCACUGGAAUGUGCAGAAUAAAGAUCCCUCCCGAUAAGAGAGCAAAACAAACAGCACACGAAUUACAAUUAAGUUGGAUUUUUAUCCUCCUUUUUUCUGAAU
Messenger RNA from Nestor notabilis (Kea), 1315 nucleotides. RefSeq names its product tRNA methyltransferase 61 homolog A (S. cerevisiae) (gene TRMT61A). The transcript is spliced from 3 exons. Gene Ontology annotation, cellular component: nucleus; tRNA (m1A) methyltransferase complex. The coding region runs from base 35 to 961 and encodes 308 amino acids. Lineage: Eukaryota; Metazoa; Chordata; Aves; Psittaciformes; Psittacidae. Gene Ontology annotation, biological process: tRNA methylation. The record is from RefSeq and is a predicted model, not a curated record.